CCCCAUCACGUGACACGUGCCGUAAGUCGUUCGUUUGUCAAGAUGGCGGGCGAAAUGAUGUCGGAGUAAGCGCUUACUCAACUCUUAAGAUGCUAUACUCCUAAUUUCCACAACAAGCCCGCCAUCUAUUGAUUUUACCAUAGCGUUCCUAUCGAAGGCUUCCACAUGAGCGCAGAAAAAAGCGACAUUAAGCGAAAAAGCAAGGGUUUAACAUGGGCAGAAGCUUCGAAAAUGGUUUUGGAACGGAGCGACCGUCCUAUGACCCAUAAGGAAAUCUUAAAGGUGAUAAAAGAAGAAAAUCUUCGCGAUGUAAGUAACCCAUCUACUCUGGCCUGCCUAAACGCCAUGUUGCACCAUCAUUCCCGAGGUCCUGAUGCUUUGUUCUACAAAGUAGAUGGUCGUAUGAGCUGCUAUGGCAUGAAGAAACACAAAUUGUUAGAGGAAGGCACAGGUGAGAGCAUUCAGAAGGUGGACAGGUCAUCUGCCUCACCAAGCAAUAGUACUGUAUCCAAUCCACCAUCAUUAUCAUCUGACUCUGAACCCUCUACACCAGCAACAAACGCAUUAUCUCCACCUCAGAGUAUUGACCACCCACCAACACCCAUGGAGGUGGAAACCACCCCAUCACCUACAGUCAUUGAGGUCCCAGAUAUUGCACGAGAGGAGACUCUUAUCUGCGGGUCACCAACUGAGAAGGAGGUUGUAUUCCAACCAAAAGUUGCCCAGAAUCUUAUUCCACCCCAACCAAGAAAGGCAGCUAAUAGCAGGUCUAAGGUAGGGGCCAGUAAGCGGAGUCAAAAAGCUAGACCUAGAGGGGGGCAGUCCGCCAAAAAACCACGCCUUAGCAGUACCCGGCCAAGACCUGUAGCUAAAAAUGUCCUGAAGAAUUUGAAAGUUGGACAUUCAAGCCCUGCUGCAGAUAGCAAGACAGUAAAGGUAAAGAAGCCGGUCCAGCCACCCCCUUCAGCAGGAAGCAGCCAUGUCGAUGAAGACAUGCAUUCCCACACCACUCCCCAGAUUGCUGCUGCCAGGAACAUGGUCAAGUUCUCAGGGCUAGUCACCAAGAAGCAACGAAGAUACAAGAAGAUGGGAGUAGCUGACCAAAUUAAGAGAACAAAGGAGGGAAGAGUUGAUCUUCAGUCCCCAGAAUCUAUCCUAGCAAGCGUCCCUCUUAGGAGUCUCCUGAAUCAUCGCACCUUCACCAUGUUGCCGCCUGCCUAUCAAUACCAGCUACUACUGCUACUGCCAAAGUGUGACCGGAUUGUUGGACAGGACAAUGGACUAAGACCAUCUAUUACAGCAUUUACGAAUGAGUUUUUCACUAGUAACUGCCAGAUGUGGAGAGAGCGUCUGCGAGACGGUGAAUUCACACCAGAGAUGCAACAAAGACUAAAGAUUGAAGAAGAAAAACAAAUAAAACUAGAUCCUUGGAAAGCUAAGUAUUUUGAACCAAUCUGGGGACAGAAGAACUUGUCUCCGCUUGACGCUAUGAUGCCGCCCCAGUUUCUCUCUCCAAAUGGGACCUUUACUGGGUUAUUUCCCGACAACUUGACAUUGCCUUGGAAACCAGCCGAUCCAAACGAGAUUGACACAACAGCUACGAAAGCUGAAGCUCUCGUCUCUCCCGGCAAGGCUACGAAGCGCGUGCGCAAUAAUCUGACACAGCCGCUGACCGUACCGGUGCACAAACUGCCUUCUCAGGUCGCGAAAGGAAGGUAUAGCGGCACAAAAGCGGUGAGGGUGUCAGCCUCAAGGAAAUCUGACGCCGCUAAAAGACUGGAAAAAGCCAACGCGGUGAGUAUUGUACUGACCAAAACCCAAGCAAUAGAGGCGUUGACAGCGAUCAGGACCACAGAACCCACUGAUAUGGUGACAGCAGAAGCCUUCCUCACCAGAAAACGAGCCGUCAGGGAACCAGCCAUUCAGGUACAGAGCAGGGCGUCAGCCUUAAACCAAAGGAAAACCACAACGUGUACCGAAACCUCCAAAACAGAGGCUAAUAAUCCAGCCAUGUCGUCGAACUCUUUGAGCGAGUCCCAGGCCUCGGUGGCGAGCAGAGCAGUGGCCAACCCACUGCCGCCGACAAAAUCAAGAAAGGAGCUGUCCAAAACCUCGGUCAGUAAGUCAAUCUCGAGUCUGAUGGGCUCCUCGAGCAUGGCAACAAUUGUAACCAAGAAUUUCAAGGGAACUAUUCCUAAGAACUGCGUCUGUCGUAUGAAGGCGAUGAAGGUAUGUCGAAUGUGCGGCGCCUUUUGUCACGAUGACUGCAUUACAGCGGCACACCUCUGUUCGACAUGCGUAAACUGACCAUGCGAUCACGUGACUCUGAGGGACUCCAUAAACCACCCGAACACUGCAAGGAGCUAUAGAUAACCGUCAGGUUUCCGUAGUGACAAGUGUACGGUCGUCAUGUUGGAACACUCUUGGAGUUGAAUAGUUUAUUUGCACAGACAUGCCAGUAUACUGCUUCAGAACUUGCUCACGAGAAGAGAUCAAAAUAUUCUUCUAAAAAUGUUAUAAGAAAAUAUUCUGACCAUCUUUGUCAGCGGCAAAAAGUUUCUCAUGGUGUGGACCUUUAUAAGCAGGCCAGGACCCGGUUCCUAGAAACCCAAUGAAAUUGCUGUCUAUAUCACAUGAUGAUUUUCUAGGAACUGGCCCCAAAUUUCUUCCUUAUUGUAAAUGCGAAAAUAUUACUUUUGUUAACACGAACUGUGGCCAGAAUAAAAAAACUAACGGGAUGAUACUUAGGGAAAUCGAAAUUGACUUUUAGCUCCCUAGAGGCUACCAAUUGUCAUUCACUUCUACUUGAAGAGCUCAAAAUGUUUUUCGAGUUAGCGUGGUUCCAUUAUAGAAUGUAAUCUUCGUCCUCAUGGAUGAAUUACUAAAAUUCACAGUUAGUGGGACAGAUAUCACAUCUGUGUUAACCCCACCCCCAUCCCAGCACCUUUUGUAGGCUCUAAAUGAGCUUUUGUGAGCCCUGACCGACGAAGGGGACUACUUCGUUUAACAGCAAGGCUGAUUUAUAACUGAUAAUAGCCUUUUUGUUGAAAUUUCUCGAGUACACUGUUAGCGUGGUUUACUUGCGGGUUGACAUAACGCUUGUGAAAUAGGAGAUUAUUAGUUAUAGUGUAAUAUAUUGUUAUCAAUCGUUGGAAUAUUUCAAGGAUAAUUUUUGUAAUACGAAAAUAUUCCGACUGAAUGUACAUAUGAAAUAUGUCUAUUAAAGGACAUUGAAUAUGA
Messenger RNA from Nematostella vectensis (starlet sea anemone), 3240 nucleotides. Its product is annotated as putative Polycomb group protein ASXL2. Bases 166 to 2307 code for a protein of 713 amino acids. The record is from RefSeq and is a predicted model, not a curated record. Gene Ontology annotation, cellular component: PR-DUB complex. Gene Ontology annotation, molecular function: DNA binding; chromatin binding. NCBI's taxonomy places the organism in Eukaryota, Metazoa, Cnidaria, Anthozoa, Actiniaria, Edwardsiidae. Gene Ontology annotation, biological process: animal organ morphogenesis; positive regulation of transcription by RNA polymerase II. The transcript has 12 exons.